Molecule: messenger RNA, 1691 nt
Organism: Drosophila busckii
Lineage: Eukaryota; Metazoa; Arthropoda; Insecta; Diptera; Drosophilidae
Product: solute carrier family 22 member 5
Exons: 3
Coding region: 10-1683 (557 amino acids)
Biological process (GO): transmembrane transport
Cellular component (GO): membrane
Molecular function (GO): transmembrane transporter activity
Source: RefSeq, a predicted model, not a curated record
UUAUUCAAAAUGAUACAAAAUAAAAAAGAAGCCAUUGCAUCACCCGCAGAAAUUCCACCAAACACCGAAAACUGCCUAACUUUUGAUGAUAUUUUAGUGUAUGUGGGAGAAUUUGGCCGUUAUCAAAAGUGUCUAUUUUGCUGCAUGAUUCCAUUCGAAUUCAUUUGGUGUACUGUUUACCUAUCGCAAAUAUUUACAAUUCUCGUACCAGACCAUUGGUGUCGUAUUCCCGAAUUAUCAAGCCUGUCCAAAGAGGAUCAACUAAAGUUGGCCAUACCGAAUGGGGACAGCAAGAAAGAUUUUGACCGGUGCCGAAUGUAUGAUGUCAAUUAUACACAAUUGCUUGAGGAUAAUGUCAGCAUAGCAGACAAGGACUGGCCGAAAAAACAUUGCAAUGAUUGGGUGUACGAUAAAAAGCAAGUUCCCUACGAUACAAUAGCUAUGCAGUAUAAUUGGGUAUGCGAUGAUUACGCCUUGGGUGCAUAUACUGUGACUAUAUAUUUUGUGGGAUCAAUUGUGGGCGCGAUUAUCUUUGGAUAUACAACAGAUCAUUGCGGACGCAUACCGGCCUUAAUGUUAGCCAAUACUUGUGGACUGGUUGGUGGCGUGUUAAGUGCGUUUUGUAAAGGAUUUUCUACUUUUGCAGGAGCUAGAUUUGUCGUUGGGAUGGCGUACGACUAUUGUUGUACUCCUAUAUACAUAUUGAUCAUGGAGAUCGUGGGUCCCAAAUAUCGGACGUUCAUCACGCAAUUUACCAUUGCUGUAUUCUUUACGCCCAUAGCCUGUUUAUUGCCUUGGUUGGCUAUAUUAUGUAAUGAUUGGCGAAUCUUCACCUUGGCCACCUCUAUACCAAUCGCCUGUGCCUUGAUACUAUACUUCGCAAUUUCUGAAUCCCCGCGAUGGCUGAUCUCUGCAGGAAAAAUAGAUAAAGGGAUGGCUAUUAUCAGAAAAGCUGCCAAGAGAAAUGGCAAGAACAUACCAGAGGAUGUACUAGUACCAUUUGAGAAAUGCUGUCAUCUGAUCUACGCCAAGGAACAGACGCGUAAUCAAAACACAGUCAUUGAUUUAUUUAGAACAUGGCGGCGUUGUCGUAUUACUUUUAUUCUAAUUCUCAUUUGGAUGAUCACAUCGUUGGUAUAUGAUGCACAUGUUCGCAUUAUCACAGACCUGGGACCAGAUAUCUUCAUAACAUUCUCUGUGGCCUGUACUACGGAGCUACCUGCUGGCCUACUCCCACUAUUUUUAUUGGAUGUUGUUGGACGAAGAAAUAUGACGUUUGCCGUGUUUAUUAUAUGUGCCAUAGGAAGCUUAGCAGCAGGAUUUCUAGAAAAUAUAUGGCUGGUAGCUACUGCUGCCAUCAUCGGACGUUUUGGAGCUACUAUUGCUUAUAAUAUUGGGUUACAGUGGGCCGCUGAAAUUCUGCCUACUGUAGUGCGAGGGCAAGGCGUGGCCCUUGUACAUAUAAUGGGCUUUGUUGCAUCGCUAAUGUCACCUUUAGUUGUGUACCUUGAACACUACUCUAAAAUCGCCCCAAUGAUGAUUAUAAGUGGUUUAUCCAUUAUAGCCGUCAUUUUAGCGAUAUUUUUGCCCGAAACGAAAAACAUAGAAUUGCCGCAAACGCUUCAAGAUGCAGAGUCUAUGUGGAAUGGGCAUAAAAUGUUUACCUGCGGCUCACGACGCUAAGCAAUCAA